Messenger RNA from Malus domestica (apple), 1439 nucleotides. RefSeq lists its product as uncharacterized. The record is from RefSeq and is a predicted model, not a curated record. Gene Ontology annotation, biological process: transcription by RNA polymerase III. NCBI's taxonomy places the organism in Eukaryota, Viridiplantae, Streptophyta, Magnoliopsida, Rosales, Rosaceae. Gene Ontology annotation, cellular component: transcription factor TFIIIC complex.
GACGAAAAAGGCAGAACGUUCUCUGCCAUUGGAAUUGGAAGCAAGUAGCAGUGACCAACGAACGGCUCAGGCUCCCCACUCCCACUCCCAGCACAGCAGGCUACCGCCGUCAGUCACGUUCCGUCGCCCUCCACACUCGACGCCGUCGUCAGCCACCGUCCCAUCACCACCGGCAACAGUCAAUUUUGAGUUAAUCUCUAAUUUUUCAAGUUUUAGUUAUUUAAAUCCCUAAUAUGUGAUUUUGGGAAAUGGAGCCCAUCUGUCAACAACUUUCGUAGCUCCUUUUUUGUUCUUUGUAAUGAAAAACAACUCUCUCAGCUAAUCACUUUGGAGUUUCCUGUUUCGAUGUUGAUAUGCAAACGACUGUAUAAAUUCAUGGUUCUGCCCUUAAUACGAUUGUUUGCCAUGAAAAGUAAAUUUCUUGCUUUCGAUUUGCGUAGUUUUAGCAACGUAAGUAGUUCGAUUGCCAGGCACAAAAUGCUUUACAGCAUCAUGAAUUGGAGAUAUAAUUGGCUAGGUACUUGAUUUGUGUUGUUUAGAGGAAUGUGAGUUCUUUGUUAGUUGCAGGAUGCUAGCACUUCCUCGUAAUGAAACAAGUUGGCGUCUUUAUUUGGUUUCUCAAAAUUAAGCUGAAGAUCUCGUAAUGAAACAAAUUGGCGCCUUGCAGUUUGAAAUUCCACCAAAUGCACCGUAUUCUUUUUCCGGUUUGAACACGGAGCAUCCAGUAUUGAGUAUAGGUGACAAGCUCAAGUUGAUAGGAGAAUAUCAAGAAACGGUUAGAACAUGCCUUAUAUUCGAAGAAGAAGAUGCUAGCGCAGCGGUUCAUGAAGAAACGGGGCCAUCGGAAGCAAGCAAACCCUUUUGCAGGCAAAUGCAUAAUGGAUCCAAAUCAAUCUCCAAGCAAGCAAGUGAAACCAGUUAUGAGCCUUCAACGGAUUUUAAAAUUUCGAUUGGCUCCCAAUCUCGACUCUCAUGAUCCACCUGAACAGUCUCGGGAUCCGGUGCUACAUACAGUGCAAUCAGUGGCCGAAUGACCAAUAUUGGAAUCCUUAUUCGACGCUAGCUUGCUCCCCCGUUAAAGAAGGGUUACUUGCAUGCUAAGCUAAAAGCUGAAUGAUGUUGUACAGCCCUUUUCUGGUUAGAUUUUUUCUUUUCCUUUUGACUUGGGUGGCGCCAUGAGCUUCAGAGAAAAUUAGAAAAGAGAAUUAUUUAUUCGUUAAGACUUCACAUUUGCUUGCUUUCAAACAUUUUAAAUUUAUAUCUUGCUUUUGUAUAUUGUUUCCAAUGGCUUGUCCACUCCUACCUUGGUGGACCUGGCACAAAUGUAAUAUUGGAAUCCUGUUGCCCUUUCCCCUUUUGACCUUCUGCACUUCAUUUAAUUUUGUUAUUCUUUUUUGAUUUAUUCAAUCCGAUGAAAUGAAUCAUUGAAUUUGUUGGGA